GAUCCAUGCGGACUGCAGCUCUUUGAUAUUCCCGGCCCCGCCGUCAAGUCUCGCGCGGCUUCGCACUUCCGGGUUGCUGGUUGCUAAGGGCCGGAGCCUGGUUGUUAAGAAAGGCCUAGCUCGGCAAGAGGCGCCGCGAUGGCUGGCAGCAGGCUGGAAAAAUGGGGGACCGUGUUCACUCGGACGCGGGACCUGAUGCGUUCUGGAGUGAUACCUGAAUCCAAAAAACCAAUCUGGUUUGAUGUUUAUGCUGCUUUCCCCCCACUGAAGGAGCCUGUCUACAAGGAACUCCGUCCACUGUACGGCAAAGUGCGGGAAACCGUCCCCGCCGUUCUUUACAAGGAAGAUGAGAUCCGAGCGAAAUUUUAUGAAGCUUAUGGAAAUGGUCCGAAGGCCUUUGAACUGUCCAAAUUAAACUUUAAAUCCACCUGUCAAAGGUUUGUUGAGAAGUACACUGAACUGCAGAAGCAGAGCGAGGUGGAGGAGGACAGACUGUUUGAAGAAACAGGGAAAGCUCUCUUGGCAGAGGGCAUUAUCUUGCGAAGAAAAACGACAAGCAGUGUAGCCCAGCAGGGUCCUCAGGAAGGUGCCGCUAAGGAUGCUGCUGUGGUAACGAGGCUCCAAAGUGUCCUUCAGAAGAUGCAGGAUGACUCAGAAGCCGAGAAGGUCAAAACUGUGGAAGCCCAAAAGGAAGACCCCUCACUAUCCUAAGGACUGUUGCGAUGUCAUUGCGCACCCCAAGCAGGCAUUUUGGCUGAGAGCUGCUUGGCUGGGAGACUUGGUUUUCUUGCCUGAUGAAAAUGCUCUGUCCAGUUCUGCGUUUGUCCAUUUUGGAAGAGCAAUGAGGACUAUCGUGUUAUGACAUGUUUUGUCACAUGGGGAAACACUGACUGUUAAAGUGGAUCAGGUAAUUAAAAGGAUGAAUCAGUUGAUUAAACAUUUCCAUCAGAA
Messenger RNA from Heteronotia binoei (common prickly gecko), 951 nucleotides. RefSeq names its product mitochondrial ribosomal protein S23 (gene MRPS23). The record is from RefSeq and is a predicted model, not a curated record. The transcript has 5 exons. The coding region runs from base 139 to 711 and encodes 190 amino acids. Gene Ontology annotation, biological process: translation. Gene Ontology annotation, molecular function: structural constituent of ribosome. Gene Ontology annotation, cellular component: ribosome; mitochondrion. Lineage: Eukaryota; Metazoa; Chordata; Lepidosauria; Squamata; Gekkonidae.